AUGAAUAAUCAAAAUAAUAAUAGAGCUCAGGUUAGAUUAAAUUCAUUAUUAAAAACACUUUCAACUUCAACUAAAUUCACUCCAAAACCAAUCGAAUCAGCACCAGAACAAAAGCAACAAACAUCACCAAUUCUAUUAGGUCAUUUAACGAUUUCUGAUAUCUCAUUACCAAUCUGGUCAUCACCAACAUCGAAACAACCACCAAGUCGUUUACCAUCACCUCUACCAACUUCACUUAUUUCGAAUCCGUUCACGUUAUCUCAUUUAAGAUGGAUAUCACAAAAAGUUUUAUUAUCUCAAGACAUUUGUUUAAUUUCACCUACUGCUUCUUGUCCAUUUACUCGUAAAUUGGUUUUAGGUUUUUGUGAGUUGGCUAAACGUGAAUAUGAAUAUAUUGGGAUUCAUAGAGAUUUAAGUGAAAACGAAUUAAAACAAUCUAGAGAAAUUUCGGCGUCUAUUUCUGGUUCGGAUGAUAAAAAAUCAGAACUUCAGUUUAUUGAUUCGGCUACUGUUAGGUCUGUUAAAUUGGGUAGGAUUCUGAUUCUUGAUGGACUGGAAAAAGCUGAACGUGGAAUCUUGCCACUGUUGAAUAAUUUAUUGGAGAAUCGAGAAAUGAACCUGUUUGUUAAAUCACAAUAUCUCAAAAAACUCACUGAAAAGGAUGGUACCCACAUUAUUCAUCCCGAUCGUUACGAGUCUUUAUCCCGCGAAGGAUCGCUCCCAUCCAACUUUAUCUCCGCCUCUCGAUCUUUUCAAGUGAUUUGUAUCAGUCUACCAGUUCCGCCUUUCACAGGUUAUCCUCUAGAUCCUCCCUUUCGUUCACGUUUUCAAGCUCGGUAUAUUGAUUCCUUAGGAGCAUCUCUAGCUCUUGCGUCUCCAUUUUCACCUCAACCUCUUUGGAUUAAAUUUAAAGAAGUAGUUAUGACUAUUCAACUUUCAAAUGAAGCUAGAUCAUCUUCUCUUGCUCUUGCUUCAAGUCCUGCUACUUUACCUAAUUUUCCGAUUCCUAGUUUGUCAAGACUCAAAACUCUAUUGGAAAACUUUCCAGUUUCGGAUUCGAUUCCUUCUCAAGAACUUUCAAAUUUAGCCAGAUUACUUCAUCCAAGGCUUUCAUUUCUUUCUUCUGAUGCUUGGAAUUUACUUAAUCAACAUUUUGAAAAAGCUGGACUUGGUACUUUACAAAGUUCUUUACCUGAAAUCGAUCCUGAUGGUGGUGGAUUAUUUGGUUAUAAACUUGUGAAAGUGGAACGAAUUAAUUCAUAUCAUGCUCGGGCACAUUUUGAGUCUAGUCGAAAUUAUUCAAAUCAAACAGUUCAAUGUCUUGUGAAAUGUGGAUCAUCACCUCUUAUUCCAAUCAUUGAAGUUAAAUCUAACCUUUCAACUAGCGGGGUAGUGAUCAGUUCAAGAUUUGAUCAUUUGUUUAAUUUAAUGGCUCAAAUUCAUACAAUCAAUCUAGAUUUUACUUUAUUACCUAGACCUACUGAACAAGCUUCAUCAUCUACAAGUUUCUUAAUCCAAACCUUUUCUCAAGUCUUUGGUUAUGGUCCUAAACCAGAAGAAUCUAUUCAUCUUUAUCGUGAGAUGACAGGAAAAGAAUUAGUGAUGAGAAGAACUGUCGAUGAAAGUAAUCAGACGGGUUGGGCUCCUAGUAGGUUAGUAGAAGGUGCUCAGGCUGGAGCUUUGGUCGAAAUUACGGGGAUUGAUUUGAUUGGGUCGAGUGUUGGUACUAUUAGUGGUUUACUUGAUGGUCGAUCUCUUGAGCUAUGGGGUGGUAAAAGAUUAGUACCAUUUGAACAAAAAAUUCAGAACGAGGAUCCAAUGGUUAGUGUUGUUAAUCCUAGCUUUAGGGUGAUUUGUACGGCUACAAAAUCUGGGAUGGGAACCUCUCAUUCAGGAAGAGCACCUGAAUGGAUGACAAAUGAUGAACUUGGAAAUAUAACUAUGAUGAUUGAAAUGAUUGGAUUAAGAUGGGAAGAAGAAGUUGAAUUAACGAAAAACAUCGGAAUUAAUGAAACUCUUUUAAAUAAGCUAUCAGUUUUUGUUAAAGCUUAUAGGGAUUUAUCUAGCCAAGGAGGUAAGUUUAGAAGAUUAGGUACAAGAGGUUUGUUAAGGAUUUGUAAAAGAUUAGGAUGUUUUCCUGAAGAAGAAUGGGAUUUGGGUAGAACGUUGAAAAGAAUACUUUUAGUUGAAUUUUUACCUAAAACUGAACGGAUGGAUUUUGAAAGUUGUUUGGAGUUGGCUGAGAUUAAGAUUGGAGAAGAAUGGGAUUAUUUACCACCUAUUCUUUCUUCUGAUCAACGUUACUUAAUCUUUCCUAGCGCUCAAAAUCUUUUGUUAAGUAGUAAAGAUCAUCAUCAGGAUUUGAGGUUAAAAGAAUGUCAAAUUGAAAGAGAGUCGAAGAAUGAUAAAGAAGAUAAUGGAUUAGUACCUCAAAUGAGUUGGUUUUUUGAAAAUCGUGAACAGAAUGGAUUGAUAAGGGAUAUUGGAAUCGAUUUGAUGUUGAUGGGAAAUCAUUUGGUUCUUUUAGGAAAUCAAGGGGUUGGGAAGAAUAAGAUCAUUGAUCGGUUGUUGAUGUUAUCAGGUAGACCCAGGGAGUAUAUUCAAUUACACCGAGACUCAACGGUCCAGCAGUUAAUGUUUCAGACCAGUGUGGUCGAUGGUACGAUCCAAUACCUGGAUUCACCAUUACUCAGAGCCGUAAGAUAUGGAAGAGUGUUAGUAGUAGAUGAAGCAGAUAAAGCACCAGAACAUGUAACAGGUGCAUUGAAAUCAUUAUCAGAAAGAGGCGAAAUGAGUCUAGGUGAUGGUAGAAGAAUAGUCAAGAAAAAAACUAAAUCGGGAAAAGGAGAAAUUGAAAUUCAUUCGAAAUUCAAAAUGGUUUUACUUGCUAAUCGCCCUGGAUAUCCAUUUUUAGGUCAUCAGUUUUUACAAGUUUUAGGUGAUGGAUUCGGUUGUUAUGGAAUUAAAAAUCCAGAUUUAGAAAGUGAAAUCGAAUUAGUUGAACAAUUAUUAUUGAUGAAUGAUAAUCAAAUGGGAAAUGAAAAAAGUGUGUUUGGUGAAAGUUUAGAAGAACAGAAGGGGUUUGGUAGACGAUUGGUUGGGGUUUUUCAUUUACUUAGAGAAGAUUUUGAGAAUGGAAUGAUUAGUUAUCCGUUUUCUCUUAGAGAUGGAUUAGAAGUUGGGAUGAGAAAUGUAUUUGACUUUGAUAUACAUAGAACAGAUACGAUCGAUAAAGUAAAUGAAGCUCUGAUCAAGAAUGGAUUUAAAGUUCGAAAGCUUGGGAUUGAAAGGAUUAGGGAAUUGGGAGAAGAAAUCAAUAGUGAGGAUCAGAUUCGAGUGGUGAGACAAGUUAAAGUUUUUGGUGAUGAGGUUGGAGGUGGGCAUGAUGAGAACGGAGUAGAAGCAGAGAUUGGAGAAGAAGGUGACGGUGAUGGUGAAUCUUGGGGUGGUGGUGUAGGAAGUUUGGAUUCAUCGGGGAUGAGAGGAGGAAUUGGAUCUAAAAAGAUUUUGAGACGGACAAAUGUAUACGAUCAAAAACCUAAUGGAUCUAGUGAUACUCAAAUCGGAGAGCAAAUUCGCGAGAGAGCAAAAGCUUUAAGUAGAGAAGAAUUGGAAAAGAAGUUGAAAGAUUUGUCAAUGAGGAUUGGAGAAGUGAGUUAUUAUGGUUAUUAUUAUAAACCUAUUGAAGCUCAUAUUCCACUACUUGUGGAUAUCCUCGAGAAUUUAGAAGCUAGAGAGGAAGAAAGGGUUUGGGUGAAGGGACAAAGUGAUGGUGAAUUUGAUGAACAGAGAUUAGUAGAUGGUUUGAUUGGUGAGUCUGCGAUUUAUAAGCGCAGAGUUAAUCAACAACCUGAACCUGGUCGACCACAAUUGAAACCGAAACGGAUCCGGUUUGUUUUUGAUAUCAGUUCCAGUAUGUAUAGAUUCCAAGCUGAUGGAAGAUUAGAUCGAUCUUGUCAAACUGCUAUCAUGAUCAUGGAAAGCUUUAGUAGAUUAAAAAGACCUGAAAGAUAUCAUUGGGAUAUGAUUGGACAUGCUGGUGAUGGACCAGAGAUUGAUUUAGAAUUUGAAGAAGGUGGAAUCCAGUCACAAUGGAAGGUCGUAGAGAAGAUGAGAACUCAGUAUGCUAUUGCAGGAGACCAUACGGUCGAAGCUAUCGAGAAAGCUGUAGACAAGGUCGCGGAGGUUGAAUCAGAUGAAGCAAUUGUGAUUGCAAUCUCAGAUGCGAAUUUUGAUCGAUAUGGAAUUACUUCUCAAGUCUUAAAAGAUGCAAUGAACCGAAAUAGAUCAGUUAAAACUGGAUUGAUUGCAAUUGGUGAAGGUAGUGAAACUGUUUGGUAA
This is a messenger RNA of Melampsora larici-populina 98AG31, 4341 nucleotides long. RefSeq lists its product as hypothetical. Gene Ontology annotation, molecular function: ATP binding; ATP hydrolysis activity. NCBI's taxonomy places the organism in Eukaryota, Fungi, Basidiomycota, Pucciniomycetes, Pucciniales, Melampsoraceae. Gene Ontology annotation, cellular component: cytoplasm. The transcript has 18 exons. The record is from RefSeq and is a predicted model, not a curated record. The coding region runs from base 1 to 4341 and encodes 1446 amino acids.